Drepanopeziza brunnea f. sp. 'multigermtubi' MB_m1 is the source of this 633-nucleotide messenger RNA. The record is from RefSeq and is a predicted model, not a curated record. Lineage: Eukaryota; Fungi; Ascomycota; Leotiomycetes; Helotiales; Drepanopezizaceae.
AUGGGUCAGCGAGUUGAGAAGAGAGAUGCAGAGCCCGAGGGCAAGAAGAGUCAAAACAAUGUGAGUGAGUACGGUAACAUUGAAGCAAUACAAUUCCUGAUAAUCGCCGGGGAGCCCUACGAUCCCUCCAUCUUCAAAAGUAGAAAACAAGCCUUCGAUUACGUCGUGACCCCCACAUCGUCCUUCCGUCCUGAGGCGGAGCUGGAAUUCCUCACGGACCGACCGUUUUUUCUCGGCUCCGCAACCCCAACCCUCUGCCUCUCUGCCUCUGCCUCUGCCUCUGCCUCUGCCUCUACCUCUACCCCUACCUCUCAAUCUCCAUCGACACUCUCGCACGCGACGCGCCCCCCAGCCAUGUCCGCCGCCCCCGCCCCAGGCGCCGCGAAGGCCACCUCCUCAGACAAGAGCAAGAGCGCCGACGCCGCGAAGGACACGACCAAGCCCACCGCCGCGCUGGAGGAGGACGACGAGUUUGAGGAUUUCCCCGUCGAGACACCCCUCCCCCUUUCCCCAGCUCCAGCUCCAGCUCCAGCUCCAGCUCCAGCUCCAGCUCCAGCUCCAGCUCCAGCUCCAGCUCCAGCUCCAGCCCCAGCUCCAGCCCCAGCUCCAGUUCCCCAGCGAACACGAGAAUGA